Messenger RNA from Paramecium octaurelia, 159 nucleotides. The record is from the annotation of a GenBank genome assembly. NCBI's taxonomy places the organism in Eukaryota, Ciliophora, Oligohymenophorea, Peniculida, Parameciidae.
AUGAAUGAUGAACUAACCAGAAAGAGUGAAUAUUUAAAAGGUUUAGUAAUCAUUUUUAAUAAAUUAAUACUAAAUAACACAAAGCAAGAUCUUUCUCCUUGUAGAAUCCUCACAUCUGCUAUGAUUCACUUAAUUCAAGAAUCUAGUUAAAUGUAUUGA